Molecule: messenger RNA, 11996 nt
Organism: Sorex araneus (European shrew)
Lineage: Eukaryota; Metazoa; Chordata; Mammalia; Eulipotyphla; Soricidae
Gene: LNPEP
Product: leucyl and cystinyl aminopeptidase
Exons: 18
Coding region: 318-3731 (1137 amino acids)
Biological process (GO): peptide catabolic process; proteolysis
Cellular component (GO): cytoplasm
Molecular function (GO): metalloaminopeptidase activity; zinc ion binding; peptide binding
Source: RefSeq, a predicted model, not a curated record
ACCCCGCCUUCCCGCGGCCUCCGGGCGCCGCCGGGACCCCCGGGCCCGGCAGGGAGCCCCGCUCUGCGGCGCAGGGGUCCGCCUCGACCCUCCGGCUCCGGCCGCAUCCCCACCCGCCCGGACCUGGGGCUCCGCGGGCGCUGCCGCUCCGUCCCCGCGGCUCCCGUGCUGCUUUUGCUUAUUGCCAGUCUCGGGCCCGGCCGCUAGCUGGGAACGACGCCGAGCUCCACCCGGAGUCCCGAGCCCGGCGCAGCUGGGCGCUCUCAGUGCGCUCGGCCUCGGCGCCGCUGCGCGGACCCCGCCGCCCCGCGCCCUGCAUGAGCGGAUGCCCGGCCCCGGCCUCGGAGCACCGGAGUCCCGGGCCUCCGCGGGGGGCGGGGCCGGGGCGGCCAGGCCACGCCCAUGGGUCCGCCCCGCGCGUUGAUGGACAGGCCGGGGAGCCAGCCCCGAGGCGGCGGAGAGCUUGGGCCCGGGACCUGCCGUGCGUUUCCUCCGGCCGCCGAGAAGACCUGGAGCGGCGCCGCCCCCCGCGCCGCCUCCCCGGCAGGCCUGGGCGCCCGCGCUGGGCAUGCUCAGUCGGCGGGGCCCCUUCCUCGGCCGGAGUCUGGAGCCCCGGCGCCGCUCGGGCCUGGAGCAGCCGCGGUGGGCGCGCCAUGGAGCCCUUCACGCACGAUCGGCUUCAGCUCCCGAGGAAUAUGAUUGAAAACAGCAUGUUUGAGGAGGAACCAGACGUGGUGGAUUUAGCCAAAGAGCCUUGCUUACACCCUCUGGAGCCCGACGAAGUGGAGUAUGAGCCCCGGGGGUCACGCCUGCUGGUGCGGGGGCUCGGCGAGCACGACAUGGACGAGGACGAGGAGGACUACGCGUCGUCGGCCAAGUUGCUGGGUAUGUCCUUCAUGAACCGAAGCUCAGGCCUGCGGAACGGCGCAGGCGGCUACCGGCCCAGCACCGAGGGGGUGUGCUCCGUGCCCUCCGCCAGGACCAUGGUGGUCUGUGUGCUCGUCAUCGUGCUGGCCAUCUCAGUGAUCAUGGUCAUCUAUCUCCUGCCCCGAUGUACCUUCACCAAAGAAGGCUGCCACAGGAGCAACCAGUCAAUGGGACUCAUCCAGCCACUGGCCACCAACGGGAAGCUGUUCCCGUGGGCACAGGCCCGGCUCCCCACGGCCGUGGUGCCACUCCGCUACGAGCUGCACCUGCGCCCCAACCUCAGCAACAUGACGUUCACGGGCUCGGUGGCCAUUGCCAUCCAGGUGCUGCAGGCCACCUGGAACAUCGUGCUCCAUAGCACGGGCCACAACAUCUCACGGGUCACCCUCUUGUCUGCGGUCUCCAGCCAGGAAAAGGUGGUGGAGCUCCUGGAGUAUCCGUUUCACGAACAGAUCGCUGUCGUUGCCCCAGAGGCCCUCCUGGAAGGGCACAAUUACACGCUGAAGGUGGAGUACACGGCCAACAUAUCCAGCACCUACUACGGCUUCUAUGGCCUCUCCUACACAGACGAAAAGAACCAGACCAAGUACUUUGCUGCAACUCAAUUUGAACCCCUGGCAGCAAGAUCUGCUUUUCCUUGUUUCGAUGAACCAUCGUUUAAAGCCACAUUUGCCAUCAAGAUCACAAGGGAAAAACAAUAUACUGCUUUAUCAAAUAUGCCCAAGAAAUCGUCAGUGCAUGUGGGAGAUGGACUUGUUCAGGAUGAGUUUUAUGAGAGUGUGAAGAUGAGCACCUACCUGGUUGCUUUCAUCGUGGGGGAAAUGAAGAACCUGACUCACGACUUAAAUGGAACCCUGGUUUCUAUCUAUGCCAUACCGGAAAAGAUUGGCCAAGUUCACCAUGCCUUGGAAACAACUGUGAAGCUUCUUGAGUUUUAUGAAAACUAUUUUGAAAUCCAAUAUCCGCUUAAGAAAUUGGAUUUGGUGGCCAUUCCAGACUUUGAAGCAGGAGCAAUGGAAAAUUGGGGGUUGCUAACCUUCCGAGAAGAAACACUUCUGUGUGACAAUAGUACCUCUUCAGUGGCUGACAGGAAACUCAUCACGAAAAUCAUCGCCCAUGAACUGGCCCAUCAGUGGUUUGGUAAUCUGGUAACAAUGCAGUGGUGGAAUGAUCUGUGGCUAAAUGAAGGUUUUGCCACUUUUAUGGAGUAUUUCUCCUUGGAAAAAAUAUUUAAAGAUCUCUCCAGUUAUGAAGAUUUCUUAGGUGCUCGCUUCAAAACCAUGAAGAAGGACUCCUUGAAUUCAUCUCAUCCACUGUCGUCAUCUGUUGGCUCUUCAGAACAGAUUGAAGAAAUGUUUGAUUUUCUUUCCUAUUUUAAGGGAGCUUCUCUUUUGUUGAUGCUGAAAAAUUACAUGAGUGAAGAUAUAUUUCAACAUACAAUUAUUCUGUACCUACAUAAUCAUAGCUAUGCAUCCAUUCAGAGUGAUGAUUUAUGGGACAGUUUUAAUGAGAUUACAAACAAAACACUAGAUGUAAAGAAAAUGAUGAAAACAUGGACUCUGCAAAAAGGCUUUCCAUUAGUGACUGUUCAAAGGAAAGGGAAGGAACUCCAUGUCCAACAAGAAAGGUUCUUUUUAAAUAUGAAACCUGAUAUUCAACCUUCAGAUGCAAGUUAUCUGUGGCAUAUUCCACUCUCCUAUGUCACUGGGGGAAGAAAUUAUUCGGAUUAUCGAUUGGUAUCAUUACUGGACAAGAAAUCAGGCAUCAUCAAUCUCACAGUGGACGCGGAGUGGAUCAAAGUCAACACCGACAUGAGCGGCUACUACAUCGUGCACUAUGACGAGGCUGGCUGGGACGCACUGAUCAGACAGCUGCACGCGGACCCCACUGUUCUGAGUGACCAGGACCGGGCCAGCCUCAUCAACAACAUCUUUGAGCUGGCUGGCCUAGGCAAGGUACCUCUUGAGAAGGCCUUUGAUUUGAUUGGUUAUCUUGGCAGUGAAAACUGCACUGCGCCCAUCACGGAAGCCCUGUUCCAGACAGGCCUCAUCUAUGACCUUCUUGAGAAACUGGGACAUCAGGAUCUUGCCUCCAGACUGGUAACCAGAGUAUUUAAAUUGCUCCAAGACCGAAUCCAGCAUCAGACUUGGACUGAUGAGGGCACAGUGUCUGCCCGCGAGCUUCGGACAGUCCUGCUGGAGUUCGCCUGCACCCACAACCUGGGGGACUGCCGAGACAUUGCCAUGAAGCACUUUGAGAAGUGGGUGGCAGCCAAUGGCACUCACAGCCUCCCUACCGAUGUCAUGACCACUGUGCUGAAGGUCGGAGCAAAGACUGAGCGGGGCUGGGCAUUCCUCAAGAGCAAGUACGUCUCCAUGACCUCAGAGAUGGAGAAGAAUAAAGUGCUGGAGGCUCUGGCCAGCUCAGACGACGUACGGAAGCUCUACUGGUUAAUGAACAGCAGCCUCAGUGGCGAUACCAUCCGGACCCAGAAGCUGUCGUUUAUCAUCCGAAAGGUGGGCCGGCAUUUUCCUGGAUACCUCCUGGCUUGGGAUUUUGUCAAGGAAAACUGGAGUAAGCUUGUGCAGAAGUUCCACCUGGGCUCUUACACCAUACAAAGCAUUGUUGCUGGAUCAACUCACCUAUUUUCGACAAAGACGCAUUUGUCUGAGGUCCAAGCGUUCUUCGAAAACCAGUCAGAGGCGACCUUCCGACUGCGUUGUGUCCAGGAGGCUCUGGAAGUCAUUCAGUUGAAUAUACAGUGGAUGGAGAAGAACCUGAAAACUCUGAUGAAGUGGCUGUAGCAUGUUCAACUGCACCUCACGAUGUCACCCGUUCUGAGAGUUUCAUAACUUUGGCUCUGCUGCUUUUUGCAAAAGAAAAAAAGUAAAAGAGAAAAAAAAAAGCCACAGUGUGAAGCCAGGAUCACUGUCAAAUCGUUUGCACUCCUAGGAGUCCUAGUUAGCUCAGGGCCUGUCUGGAUUUUUCAUCUGUCUUUUCUGAAUUGUCUUUGUAUGUAGUUGUUUAUGAUAAAAUUCUCUUCACCUAUAUGCCAACUAUCUACAGAAACAUUAAGUUUUCUAGUUUGAAGAUAUUCAAAUGGGGGAGGGGGCGAGGGGUGGGCAUCUGCUUGAGAAUCCUAUUCUCUUUCUCAAUUCUUAGAAAGUAUCUCGAAGGGAGCUCCGUAAGGCGAGGAAAGCUCUGCACUGGGGGCCACCAGCCCUGCUGCUGCCGGUUUGCUGCCAUUUGUUGCUUGUCAUUUGAAUGUGAUACAAAACUGGCUCCCAACGAACAGUAUGGUGGGGCUGGAGCUGAGACAUCGGGCAAGGCACCUGCCUUACAAAUGGCUGACCCUGGGCUCCAUCCUGGCCCCCAGAUGGCCUCCUCAGCACCACAGGAAGUGAUUCCCUGAGCACGGAGACAGGGGUGUGCCGUGAGCACUGUGGGGUGUGACCCAUAAACCAAAACUGGGUGUGCCCCAAAACCAAAUAUUCUGGCAGUGAAGUCAGUGAAAUGUAUACCGCUAUGGGGAUCUGGCCCUAGGUGCACAGAGCUACGCAGAAGGAGGGUCUUGGUUAACCCUUUGUUUUCUGGGAAAUAUUUAAAUAAGGUCUAUAAAAGUUACUUUCUUUUCUGCGGAACAGCCAGGUGCUACAGAAUUUUUAAAUUUUUGUUGUAUCGAAAAGCUAACAAGGCUAAAAGAUUAAAUUUUUCACUUUUUCUUUUUCAUCUAUCAUAGCAUUAUCAUAAGAAAAAGUCCCAACUGGGUUAACGAGUCAUUCUCCAUAACUGUACACCUUUAUCACACCGCCGUAUAUAUGCUUUAUAUUAUUAUAGAGAACUAUUUCUACAUUUAUGGCAACUAUUUUGUUCAUACUAGUGCUUUUUUAUUUUAUCUUCAUCACUGUAAAAAGAAAUUUUGCAAUUUGUUUGUCGCCUUCUUGCAUGCUAGACCAUGCUUUUUCAGUCAUACCCAUGGAUGAAUUUUCAUUUUAUAUGAUAGAAGUAGCAUAUUUUAAAAUAGGAUCUUUGAGGAAAAUAAAAACAUUUUUAUUUGGAGUUCACCAUAGUACCUUAAAGGAAUAAGGAGAAUGUGGGAUAGGUGUAAUUUGAUUCAAGUUCAAUAUGGUGGGCUUUGAAUUUUUUUCUACUAUCAAAAACAGUUCUUUUCUUAAGUUUUCUUUUUGUCAUGGCCAAACUGACAUAUGAAAGAAAUGGCCAAGAAAGGAAAGAAAAAAUAAAUGAGGGAAGCUGCCCAGAACUGUCUGGCAUUUUUAUUCCUUCCGAAGGAGAAAUACUGUACUUGAAUUUUCUGAGCUAUGCAGACUUACACCUAGAUUGUGUUUCCUUAGUUAUUGGACGAAAAACUCUCUUCCUGAGUAAUUACUGAGUACUUUGUAUAUUUUGUUUGAGAACCUCUAUGUACAUAAAAGAGUAGCUACCCAUUUCUGAGCACUUGCAACACUCCACAGGAUCAGACAUUGAUAGCCUUUCUUAAUUCAGCAGGUGUUAAGUGAGAAUAUGUGGGUUUGCAUAUAAAAUUAAAUUUUAUUUUAUCAAAAUAUUUUUCUAUAACAAAAUUCAGAAGGUGAGCAAGCUGAAUGAUAGCCUCCUUCCAUCCUGCUGUGUGACAGCCCCAUUUAGUCUUUUCUGAACAACAUUAGUCUCUGUUGUAGAUUGAAAAUCAUAUCCUGAGGAUCACAGAAUCGCCCAAGAGUGUCUUCUGAAAAUAGGGUGAUUAUAGGUCUUUAUCCAUCUUGUGAUUCGGCAAAUGAGUGAUAGAUAGUUUAGUCGAUACUGCAAGUUAGCGUGCUUUUAUAUUUGUAGAGUGAGAGAAAAUCCUAAACUUUUGAGGAGGUUUUUGAUUUAGUUUUUGUUUUCUACCGGAUUAUAUUACUAAAUACCACUUUGAUACAGAGCUUAGAUUUUGGUACUCUUUGAAAAUCAGCUUAAAAAUUCCUAUUUCACCAACCCAUCAGUGCGUUGCUUCUGUGAUGUAUGUUCACUCUGCGUCUAGCAAAUUCCCGUAAGGGGGCUGGGGGCAGUCUCAAAUAAAACCUUUUCACAGCAUAGGCUAAGGAAGAGAAACCUGCCCAUUGCUGUACUCAUACCUGUCUUGUACUCAAAAGUCGUUCAUUCCCCUGAUACCGGUUGCACCCUUGGCAGCUUUAUUUGUAGACCUCUUUUGAAUUAUUUCUAGGUAGUCCAGUCUCACCUCAAAGGUUCCCACAGAAUUCCAUCCUUUUCAGUGCUAUGCUAACGCACCCAGGACUUAGUGCAAACCCUCAAAACUAACGCUGAAUCAGGAGUCAAACUUUAGUGCUGGUGGAACUCGUAGUCGGGCAAGUGUGGCCCCUGAGACUUUGGAUGUGCCCCUGUGAUUCUGGUGGAAACCUGGCAGUCACAGGGUGCUUUGAAGUAAGUGCAUCCCUCCAGGACAUCGCUGUGAGCUUGAGGCAGGUUCUGUGUGCACCGUAGAGACAGGCUGCUGGAAGGGAACCCGAAGGGCACGUUUUUGUGGGACAGUAAAGAAAGAUGGAACUGGUAAAGAAAAGCUUGUCUGGAGAUGUCAGAGGUGAUAAAGGUGGAAGCCCUCAGGGUCUGAUUUGUUCCCCAUGGUCUGGGGCAUUAAAGCCCAGACAGUGUCAGCCCCCAGGCCCCUGGCUGGGGAUCCUGUUCUCGGUGAAACUGCCAUGUCCACCCACAGCAUCUUGUUCUCAGGGCUCCAGGUCACAGUGCCCCAGGGCGUGGAUGUGCUUCCAUCCUCUGCUCUUGGCCUAGUUAUCCUCCCUGCAGAGUGGAAUGCUUGUCCCAGAGUGCUGGGGGCAGGAGGGCGUGGAGUUCAGAGUGCCGUGCCCAGGAACCAAGUCUGCUUUGCACGCGGCCCAGACCAGAGACCCAGGCACCACAGCUGUGCCCGCCCUGGGCCUUUGUUGCCAUCCUGUGUGGUGGAUUCCAUCCCUAAAGAAUGCCUCACACACCCGUCCGUCCCUCUCCUGAGCAGUUGUGUAUGUUUUUGCUGUCUUUUGCUUGCUUUUAUUCUGAGUUGCAUCCUUUGCACUGGCACGUAAGUACCGAGAGAAAAGGGAUGCCCAGAGGCACGUGACUCUCCCUGCUGCCCUGUGCCUUCUGCGUGGGCAGUAGCUAACGCUGCUUUGCUUGCGCUGGGUGUCUUUUUUGGAUGCAGAUAUAUUUUACGUGUACAUAAUGUUUUUUUCUUUUUCCUUUUGAAAAAUAUUAUAGUUUCCCACAUUAUAUUUUUGUCCUGAUAGAAAGUCGAACAUUUUUCUCUAAAAAAUCUCUUACUUUCCCUUCCCUUUUUGUCAUACUUUGUAGACAAUAACUACAAAGUAUGUUUGUUCUGUGUUGGUUUUCAUUUUGGAAAAAGGUUGAAUUGGGAGGUGGGUGAGCAGAAUAUAAUUUUUUUUAAGUAUACAAGUGGUUGUUUUUUUUUUUUUUUGCUAUUUUAUAGUGUCGCUUCAUUUUGCACAUCAUCCUUCUCAUGGAUAUGCAGGUAUCUCAGUAGAGUAGCUGUGUCUGCGGCUGUUUCGAACUGAUCGUGGGGCAAGGCUGUGUGUGUGUGUGUGUGUGUGUGUGUGUGUGUGUCUAAGAUUCACUUGUACAAAGGAGUUGUUAUUCUUUUUACUGCAUUUUGUGGGCUUCUUUGCUGGAUACAUAGGUACUUAAUGAAAACUGAGGCCCAGAGUCUGACAAAACUCUACUUUCCCCUUCUCCUUUCUGCCUGAUUGAGCUGUAGGGACUCGUGUUCGGGUGGGGGUCAGAGGUGGGGCCAUGUACUUGAUGUGCCUCACCAUAAAUUGGCUGCUUCUUUGUCUUUGUAUUCUGGAUUCGUUCGGUGCGGCAUUCUUCUCAUAGCACCCGAGGCCGGUCAGGAAACGUGAAUGUCUGGACGGUUACGAGGCUUGCUUGUGCUUGCAGGCAUUAGCCGAUGGUCAUGUGGUGUGGGCCGGGUGUAGGCAGGUGCCGUGACUUCUGCUUCUCUGUUGUUCUGUUCACUGGGCAUCCCGAUGAAGGCAUCCUGACCCCCAGGGUUCUAGACUUGUCUCCUCUUGUCCCUCCCCCUCCAUGCCUGCCCAUGAGGGCAGUUCUUUCUGGGCAGAGAGGCAUUUUUGAGGUGUUUGUUUGAGAGAGAGAUGUCGGUGCAAGGGGCACCAACCUUGCUUUUUUAAAAUGUACAGAAAUGUGUGAGCUGUUACUUAAUUCCUUUCUUAAACCUUUGUCCUUUCCCCGGGGUUUUGGCUCUGUGCAGAAAACUGAAGUUCAGUUUACUGUGAGUCCUCACGACUCCCUUUGGUUAUAUCUUGCCUUGUGGGUCGUGGCUAGUGGAGUUGUUGAUUCAUUCUAGGGGUUCUUUGUGGGUACUAGGAUAACUACUUUAAUACAGCAUAUCCCCAAAGUGAAACAAAAUUCUUAAAGUCUGGGAACUGAGAGGUGGGGUUGUUGAGGCGCUUGCCUGACGCAGGGCUAGCCGGGGUCCAUCCCCAGCGCCCUCUGCAGUUUCUAAACCCACAAGGAGAAACCCCUGAGCACCACCGACUGUGGCCCCCAAGCAGACAAAGAGAAUGAGUGAAAGAUAGUUGAUGGGUUACUCUCGCUGAAGCUCUGUCAUGGAGCACGCAGCCCUGGUCUGGGACAUGUAGUUGCUGACAGGCAGGGGUAGCCCCCCUGUGUCUGUGUGGGCAGGUGAUUUGAGUUUCUUGGUGUUUCCGGCGGGUGGGAAGGGACUCGGAGCCGAGCAUGUGCCACUGUGACUAGAACAUAGUGUUUGCGUCUGUUUGGCUUUAUUCAUUCUGUACCCCAUCUCGCUGGCCAUGCAGGUACUAAUGACUUUGGAGGUCCGGAUGUAUGAAAAAUCUCCUCUUGUCCCCUUUCCUUAUAGCCUCUGUGGGCAAUAGUUUUAGAGUAGUCUAGGUAUUUUUUAUCUCUACCAUGAAGAUAUGUACUUUAAAACAUGUAUAUAGAUCUUGUUGCUCCUUUUUCCCGUUCACAUCAUUUUGUACCCAGACCUUUGCAGGGAUACUGAGGUACAUGAUGAAAAUUAAGGUUCAUUCUAUGAAAAAAAUCUCCUUUUGUCCCCUUCCCUUAUUGCCCGUGGGGGCAAUUGCUUGUAGCGUAGGUUUUUUACACACUUGUGGUGGGAGGGUAGUGGUGGAUUUCUGGUGUUGCAUCUUUUUAUAUGUGUGUAUAGAAAUGUUUGCUACUUUUUUGUUGUUCUUUCACUCCAAACACUCCCUUGUUUGGACUCAUAGGUACAAGGAGUAUCCCAGAGACCCAAAUCAGAGGUGCAGUGUUUGUCCCUUCCCCUGCCACCACUGUGUGUGGGCAAUAGGCCAACAUAGUUUGGGGCUUAGCUUCUUCAGGGCGUUUUGUCUUUCUAAUUUUGAUUUUUUCAAUAGGGAGUGAACUUGAUAGGCGACAUACAUAAUUUUUUAUUGUAUAUAAGUAUUUUUGCCUCUCUCAUGUUCGCUUCGUUUCAAAUCGAGUCCUUUGCAUGGCUGUUUAGGGACUUAAUGAAAGCUGAGAUUGAUUCUAUGAAAACUCUCCCCAAUUCCCUUCCCUGAUUGCCUUGAGGGCAAUGGUAGAAUAGAUGUUUGGUUCUCUUUUUUACUGGGGGCGGGGGUGGGGUGGGGUGCAUGGUUAUAGCUGUAGAUUGUGUGGGUGUGUGUGUGUGUGUGUGUGUGUGUGUGUGUGUGUGUGUGCGCGCGCGCGCAUGCAUUUUUAAUGUAGAUAAAUAUUCACUGCACUGUGUGUGUUCUUUCCUCGGACCCAGUUCUUUCUCUGGGACACACAGUGAAACAUGGAGGUCCAUGAGUAUGAUAAAUCUCCUCUGCUCCCUUCCCCAGUUGCCUCUGGUAACAGUUUUAUCGUUUGGGCUAGGUUGUUUGUUUGUUUGUUUGUUUGUUUGUUUGUUUGUUUAAGGGGAAGGAUUGUUUAGGGGGUGGGGAAUGUGUGUCCCUGUUUGUGAAUGUGUGUUUGUGAAUGAAUCUCCCCUCCUCUCUGGCCCAUGUUGCCUCUGUAGGCAGCAGUGACUAGGAUGAUUUGGUGGAUAUUUUUACGUUUGUGUUUUUUAUUAAAUUACCGUGAAUUACAAAGUUUCUUGGUUUUUUGAGGGAUUACUAUUUGGGGCAAGGGGUAUUCUUCAACAGAUGUAAAUACCUUUCUAUUUCUUAAUCUUAUUUUGUAUGUAGACCUCUGCAUGGCUUUGAGGAACCUGAUAAAAUUCGGGCUUGGUAGGAUGACAGACCAUUCCUUCCAGUCCGACCUGCCCCCUCUUCAGCAGUAGCAGGUAGAUUUGUUGUCUUGUGGUUGCUUUCAUCUAGCUGUCUAGAUCUGCGCCUUAAAGAUGUAAAUAGAUGUACUGUCAUGAUGUGUAUAUAUGUAUAUAUCCCUGGCCUCUUUGUCCCCCAGGAUUUCCCUUUUGUAGUCAGUUCCUUGCAGGGCUCUGACCUUAGCUAACAAAACUACAGACCCACCGUGCCCUGCCAGCACAGGGUGUAGGGGUGCAGUUAAUGCCCAGUAAGCAUGGAUGGGAGGAGACACUUGAAUGUGGCGAGUCAGGAGAGCCUAUCAGACCUACAGCUAGAGGUUAUGGAUUUGCACUGGAGGAAAAGGCAAAGGACAGGCUAUAGUUUGGAAAUACCAGGAGGACAGUUCAGUGCCAGCUCGGUGCUCAGGAUCCUGAGCAGUGUCCUGUUUGGGAUUCUAGUCAUCUAGGAGAGUUGGUUGUAGCAUUAUUGCUGUGUGCCCGGUAAAAAUCAUUUCAGUUUUUGGAAUGAACCUUUUGAGUUACUGCCAUGGACCCAAAACCUAAUCUGGAAAGAGUCUUGGGGGUUGGGGGGAACCUUUCCUAGCAGAGCUCCUCUGGGUGGCUGUGCUCUCCCUACUGCCCCACCGGCCUGGCCCACCAUGUCCUGUGUCCCUUUUGUCUGCAGCCUCACUUGCUCCAGCUCUCUUCAAGUGCUCUCAAAGACAUGACCCAUGGGAUCUCAUUAGCGAUGUGUUUCUUCCAGUGUGUUCAGACAUGUGUGUUUGCGUUCAGCAUUCGUGAAUCAUUCACGCACCACAUGGUAAAUGUUAUGAGUCCACAUUUGCCAUCAUCAAAGAAAGUGUGUGUGAAAAUCUGUCCAUAGCUCUGCCUCCUCGCGGCCUUCCCUUCCUUUCUUUAAGCUGCUUAUCGUUAUAAAAUUUACAAUUUGUAAUGAGUACAAUGCUAACGGUUUACCUUAUCAUUAUUAUUAGAAUCAUUGAAUGAUAGGAAUCCUAGAAAAUUUGCAGAGAUAUUUACCAUAUCAAAAUCUCAGGUUCUGGUGUUGAAAAAUUAGUAACUUUACUGUUACUUAAAUAUGUAAGGGGAAAAAAGUUUAUUUCUGACACACUCAACUUUGAUCCUCUAUACAAGGGAAGGAGGCAUCUUUUUGGACUAGUGGUCAUCAUUAGUGAUAUUUCUGAACAUAUUUCUUAACAGUUCUUAAUGUGAAGUGCUUCGAAGGGAGUAAAGUUCAUGGCUUAGUUGAAUUAAAUGCUCCAGAGGUUAAAUGCUGUAAAGGCAUCAGUAAAAUACUACAGUCAUGUCUGUACGUGUAUAUAAAAUAAGAAUUAAAACAUAAUUGGAGUAUUUGUAUUAAUCACCAAAUCACAGUGAGACAAAACUUACAAUUUUACCUGUGUCUUGAUUAAAUCCAAGUGUUCCAUGUCAUUGUGAAAAAAAAAAAGUCUUUCAAUACUUUCAAAAGUAAUAACUUCAAAACUUGUAAAGGUGUUAUGUUUUUGUACUUAAACUCCUGUAGAGAUCUCCAGUUCCUGGAGUCCGAGCUUGUGGGUGGAAUUCCAAAUUUGUAGCAUCAUCUGUCUUUCGUGGAUGAUUUGGGAAAUAGUAUGUAUAUAUAUAAUAUAUAUGCAGAUUGUGUUGUUUCCUUGUAAAGGGAAAAGGCUUAUUUUUCUUUAUACUUUUGACAACUUGUUUUGCAUAUGAACAGCACUAAAAGGCAUGUGUAACUGCAAGCACUGUUGCUUUCCUUGUGAAAUGAAAAUAAAGUAUUUAAAUAUAA